AUGUCUGAAGCGCAUCACGCUAAUUCUCGUGACGCGCAAAAUGUGAUAUUCAUCUUUUCUUUAUCUAAAUUUUUUUCGUUCUUCGGACGAACAUACAACAACCUAAGCAGCAUCUCCGAGUGCAAGAACGGCGGAGUGUGUGUAAUAAACAAAAAAAAUCGAACUGCCUGCAAAGCCUGUCGUUUAAGAAAAUGCUUGCUGGUAGGAAUGUCAAAAUCGGGAUCAAGAUACGGCAGGCGUUCCAACUGGUUCAAGAUCCACUGUCUUUUACAAGAGCAGACGCACAACCACGCAUCAGCGUCCCCCUUUCCCGCUGGCUACAUGUCAAGCUUCAUGCCAUCGCAGAAUCCAGUUGACGGAAGCUUGAAAGAGAAGGAAAUCGCCUCGGCCAACGAAGAAAACCUCAACAUGCAAAGGCACCUGUUCCAGCUGGCGAUGAUCAACAAAGAGUUCGAUAGGACCAAGUCCCCGCACCCAGACGACAUUGCGCUCCAGCAGAGACUGAGAAUGCUCUCCUGGCAGCGGGACCAAGAGCGACUGACCCACCAGCAGCAGCAUCAGGGCCCAGGGACUCCCCCCCGUGAAACCUCGCCGCCUUCUGGCUACAACUACAAAACGUCCGCGGUGGCUCCCUGCUUGGUGUACCCCAAGGACACGAGUCCUCCGGGAGUCUUCCGGCCCUUCUCCUUCAAGAGGGCAGCGGACACCCCCAGCGACAGUGGCGCCUCCUCGAUAGACGGCGAGUCCUGCAGCGAGUCCGACUACUACAAAAAUCCCUCUCCGGUCAAGUCCAUUCCGACUGUCGCUGCCUUCCCUCGACACCCGCUGCAACUAGUCUACUCAAGCGGGAGCUUCGUUACGACUCCCGUCGCCUCUCAACCUUCUCCUCGCGGCGGUGACCUCAACCUCGUCAGCCCCAGUCCUGGUGGCGUCGCCGUAGAACAGGACCAGCCGAUUGAUCUUAGUGUUAAGUGCUCCAGGAGCUCACCCCGGCCUGUGGAGUCCCCCGUUGAACACCUCCAGGUGGACGACCACCCCGAGACCAGCCAUAACGCCGGGGAGGAAACUGCGACGAAGGGAAAACCCUUGGACUUGACGCUUGCUGUUAAGAGGCCAGAACUUUCUCUUUCGUUGUAA
Molecule: messenger RNA, 1137 nt
Organism: Cotesia congregata
Lineage: Eukaryota; Metazoa; Arthropoda; Insecta; Hymenoptera; Braconidae
Source: the annotation of a GenBank genome assembly